AUGGCUUUCAUUAGAUCUGUUUCGAAUAUUCUAAGACCCACUUUUUCUUGUAAGCCGAUGAGAACCUGCUCUACAGAAUCAUGGAAGAAACUGAAUUUUACAGAUAAAGUAGCUGUAAUAACUGGAGGUGCAUCAGGGAUAGGCUAUAACAUCGCCAAAGAAUUCCUUACUCAUGGUAUGCUAGCUGUCACCCUUGUUGAUAAUAAUAAAGAGAAACUGGAAAAAAGUGCGGAAACUCUGAUAGAUGAAUUUGGAGAUUCUAAAGUUGUUCAAUAUGAAGCAGAUGUUUCAGAUGUCGAUCAAAUGGAUAAAGCCUUUAGAAACACUUCUAUGUAUUUUCAGGUUAUUGAUGUGAUAGUAAACAACGCCGGAGUAUUAGAUGACACCAAUUGGGAAAAACAGUUGAACAUCAAUAUGAGAGGUUGUAUAAUAGGAACGUUAUUAGGCAUGCAGUACAUGGCGAAAUCUAGCGCCGGGGAAGGAGGAAUAAUCGUGAAUGUUGCAUCGAUUAUGGGUAUUUUACCUUCGAAUGGUUUUCCCAUACACACCAUGACCCAAUUCGGAAUAGUUGGUUUCACCAGAGCUUUGGGUUCGAGUAAACUCUACGAAAGGACGGGCGUUAAGGUUUUCGGAUAUUGCCCCGGAUUAACGGAUACGGAAUUAUUCAAAGAUGACUUGACGGAUAAAACUAUCAAUCAAAAUUUUUUCAAUGAAUUUCAUAACGAAUCCAAACAUAACGUCAAGCAAAAUCCUGAAAUUGUAGGAAAAAAUCUUGCACGCAUCCUAGAUCUUGCGAAGCCCGGUUCGAUAUGGGUUACUGAAAAUAACAAAACUGCUUACGAAAUGGAUUAUUCAAAAGCAAUUAAAAAAAAGGAGUAUCAACCAGAGGAAGGUAACUGUGGUAUUUAUAUUAUUAAUUCUUCCUUAAUUUCACUUAUUAUAUUUGAAAAAAUUUCGGAACCUGAGAAUUGAUCAAAGCUUAUGGUUGGGAAUACAUGUACAACAAAGAUUUCCAAAAAAGAUUCAUUAAAUGACAAUAUUGUUAGUUUAUUUCAGAUUUGCGAUUGUGAUAAUUGUUAAUUUGGUUUCAAAUUGUGAUACUCAGGUAGAUUUCAUGUAUGCUGGUGACCUAGCAUAGCUGUAUAAUGAGAAAUUUAAGAUAAUUUACUUAAUCUUAAAGCCUUUUUACCUUUUCAGGUGUAAGGCAUGUUGAAGUUGAGUUAUUACGUGGGUUCCUUUUCCCACAGUAUUUUCCAUUCCAUUUCUAGUUUCCUAUCCUGUGUCUUCUGUUUUAUUUCCUACCAUCUUACUCUUCGAUUUUCCGUUGCCAUAUUAAUGUCUUCUGUCCAGUUCCUCCUUGGUCUUCCUCUUUGUGUAAGUUAGAGCUUCGAUUCGAUUUUAUUUUGAUAUGAUUUUACAUUCAAAUUUUCUUUUAUAAUAUUUCUCCUUUUUUGUCGUAUCUUGAUUUAUUCCCCAUUUUUCUUAGAAAUCUCAUUUCUGUACUUUAUAUUUUGCUUCUUUAUUCAUGUGUGAGAGUUUGUAAUGUGUCCGUUACAUAUGUCCAGAAGGUCGUGGCUAAUUUUGUAUAUCUUUUUGUUUUUACUUGUUCUGGCAUUUCUUUUUCCGCUUGAAAUUUGGUCUUAAUUUCGUUGAUUAAUCUUCCAGCUGUUCCACUUCUCUAGUUUAUCUUAUAUUCCAGUCUUUCAUCUUGUGUUAUUGCCAACCCAAGAUAUUUACAGCUUUUGAUUUGCUCAAGGUUAUUGCAACGUUUGAGUAAAGAAAUCUAACAAAAACGGCCGCAUUUGGCUAAGAAGAAAAGGUUGUUUCAUCAAGACAAUGCACGCCAUCAUACGUCUGUUAUUGCAAUGGCCAAAAUCAAUGAAUUAAAGUUUGGAUUGCUAUCUCAAGCCUUGUUCACCAGAUUUGACUCCCUCGAAUUAUUUUCUAUUCUUAGACUUGGAAAAAUGUCUUGGUGGUCAAAGAUUGUUCUACAAUAAAGCGAUGAUGUCGAUAGUUGGUGGUUAUUUUAAGGAGUUUAUUCAACAUCGCUUGAAAAAGUGUAUGGAUCUAAAAGGAGAUUACGUUGAAAAAUAAAUAUAUGUUUUGUGUUUUCUUUGUUGGGCCAGGUACUUCUAGGACCAUCCUCGUAUUGUAUUGUUUUUGAACUUUUAACAUCUUUUGUUGUUUGAGUUUCUGUUAAUUCUACUUGCUAUUUUCAUUCUAAAAGAUCAUCAAAAUAUUGUCUCCAUGUUGAUGAUAUAAUCUUCGUUUGUUAUUAUAUCUUCUUUUGUAUUUUUUAUAUUAAUGAGUGAUUUCUUAUUAUGAUUACUUGAGUUUGUGGUCUCCAAAUAAUAGUUUUCUUUAACUUCUGCCCUUCUUUUUACGUAUUUUCCACAGUCUUAUUGUACUUUAGUUGUUAGGUAUUUCCUCUUCAUUUUUUUUCUUUCUAAUUGCAUCUUUCAUAAUAAACUUGAGGUAAAAAUAGAGGGAAGAAUAUUAAUUAUGUCGUCAUAUAUCUCUAGAAUGAAAACAUGUAGAAACUGAGAUGUUUGCCUUCCAUUUCAGUAUGAACUUACCUAAUGUAGAUAACAGGCAAAAAAUUCGUAGAGUUUACAAACUCAUAAUAUUGAACAGUACUUGGCUUGUUUGGUUUCCAUCGUGCGAUAAAUAGAUCAAUAGUGGAAUCUAGCUUAUAUUGUUAAGGUUUUUCAAUACUUCCUGCAUAUUUCUCUACCAAUCUCUUCCACUAGUUCAAUACUGCAAACAGUCCUUUGUCAGUAUAUCAAAUGACAGUUUCUCAUGAAUAAAUCACUGAAUAAAACUAUAAUAAACGUAUAUUAUAUUCAAAAACAUCUGGAACGAUAAAUUAUUAAAAUGGAAGACAAUCAAAUUACAAACUUUGUUUUUAUUUUAGAAGAAUCUGAGAUUGACAAGCAAACGAACUAACCAAGUAAUUUUUGUUUUUGUUUCAAAUGUCUAUUCGUUUCUGUAAUAUAUUGUUCGAUAAAAAUAUUGUAUGAAGAACUAAUUACGGAAUAUAUUUAAACAGUAUGAGAAA
Messenger RNA from Diorhabda sublineata, 3058 nucleotides. RefSeq names its product 15-hydroxyprostaglandin dehydrogenase [NAD(+)]-like. Gene Ontology annotation, molecular function: oxidoreductase activity, acting on the CH-OH group of donors, NAD or NADP as acceptor. The transcript has 4 exons. Gene Ontology annotation, cellular component: cytoplasm. The coding region runs from base 1 to 972 and encodes 323 amino acids. The record is from RefSeq and is a predicted model, not a curated record. Lineage: Eukaryota; Metazoa; Arthropoda; Insecta; Coleoptera; Chrysomelidae.